ACAAUUAACCUAAUUUUCUGUUUAAUUUUUGUUUAUUCAAUUGUCUUGAGUAUAAAAUGUUGUUGAUUAAUAGAAAAUAAAUUUAGUUAAUUUUCACCUUACCCUUUGACCGUUUGUCUUUCAUCAAAAUGUUGGAGUUUUUCGUUUCUCUGUUAAAUACCAAAGAAAAACUGGGAAUUUCAUGGUUUAUUCUUUUUUGGUUAAGUGUUACGCUAAUUGUUGGAGUUAUUGGAAUUUUCAUGUUAACCUGUGAGAAAGUGUUACCAACUUGGUUGGUUGUCCUUUAUAAAUAUGGGAAAACAUUGGCAACUUUAAGUAAUGGUGAACGUAAUGCUUAUUCAGCUGGGUGUAUGAAAUUUCUGAUGAUCAAGAAAAAAUAUUUCUCUCAUUUCUAUGCGAUUGCUGGUAUAAUUAAUUUGAUUGUCAUUUUGUCCGCUUACUUGUAUAAGCUUAAGAUAAGAGAUUUUGUUUAUCCAACAUUGAAAUUUAUUUUCGGUGACAUAAAUUAUGUUGGACUUGAACCCUAUUCUUUCUCAGUUAUUUGUCUGAUGCAUAUUACUCGAAGAUAUCUUGAAUGUGUCUUCAUUUCUGUAUCAUCUGAUAAUGAGAUUAACAUUAUACAUUAUAUGACUGGAAUAGUUUUCUAUUUAAGUAUCGCCUUAUUCAAUGCGAAUAAUUUGUACGCGACAGUGCACUUUAUAAAAUGGGAACGACUUUUGAUUACAUCAAUUGGAUUUAUUAUCUUUUUCAUUGGCCAAACCAUUCAACUCUGGGCUCAUUAUGAAUUAGCCCGUUUACGACAUGAUCCCAAUUCCAUUAGAAGUUCUCGAUUUCGAUUUGUAAGACGAGGCACUUAUUAUUUUCCCGAUGGCAGGUUAUUUAAAUAUGUCUCAUGUCCAAAUUAUGCCGCUGAAAUAAUUACUUACACUAGUUUAUACCUUUUAACUGAUUUCAAUUACAAUUGGUUGGCACUUUACAUUUGGGUUAUAGUGAAUCAAAUUAUCUCAGCAAUAUUAACUCAUCGAUGGUAUCAAGUUGCUUUCGCUGAACUUUAUCCAGCUGAUCGACGUGCAAUUAUACCUUUUUUAUUGUGAAUUUGACCUUUACUGUUACGGUCAGAACAAAAUUGUGUAAUAUUUUUUACAUUUUCACUUUGCAAUUGUUGACAAAAUUUAAUUCCUCUUCUAAAAUUGUUUUUAUAAUUAACAAAAAUAUUCUAUUAUGAAA
This is a messenger RNA of Panonychus citri (citrus red mite), 1227 nucleotides long. RefSeq names its product polyprenol reductase-like. Gene Ontology annotation, cellular component: endoplasmic reticulum. Gene Ontology annotation, biological process: polyprenol catabolic process; dolichol-linked oligosaccharide biosynthetic process. The transcript has 6 exons. NCBI's taxonomy places the organism in Eukaryota, Metazoa, Arthropoda, Arachnida, Trombidiformes, Tetranychidae. The record is from RefSeq and is a predicted model, not a curated record. Gene Ontology annotation, molecular function: 3-oxo-5-alpha-steroid 4-dehydrogenase activity. The coding region runs from base 129 to 1094 and encodes 321 amino acids.